Molecule: messenger RNA, 2893 nt
Organism: Periophthalmus magnuspinnatus
Lineage: Eukaryota; Metazoa; Chordata; Actinopteri; Gobiiformes; Gobiidae
Gene: rad17
Product: RAD17 checkpoint clamp loader component
Exons: 18
Coding region: 316-2241 (641 amino acids)
Biological process (GO): DNA damage checkpoint signaling; DNA repair; mitotic DNA replication checkpoint signaling
Molecular function (GO): chromatin binding
Source: RefSeq, a predicted model, not a curated record
AGGGUGUAAUAUAUUUAUGAACGUGCGAGGUUGUUGACGUAAAGCAGAGCGGAGGCUGUUUAAAAGUUUGCCGUUUGUUUCUGAAACUGCGCGACAAUAUUUCUCACGUUUAUAAAGUUUAAAAUGAAUCUAAAAUGGACGUGUUAUGACUAGUCGAGCCGCUGCCGUCACAAGCACAGCUCAAACAGUCUGUGUGAAAAGAAGACAGUAAGCCCUACUAAGGAUUAACCCAAAACGGAACAGACUGUGAAUGAAAAGCGCUCACACCACAGUUUGAUAAACACUGGACUAUGCCAAGUCCAGUCCUUUUUAAGGAUGAAAAGGCAGUGCACAGGAUCAACUGCAGCACCAACCAAGCUGACGCGCUGGGUGAACCCCUCGUUCUGUGACCUGACAUCUGACCCUGUGUGUGAGCCCAAGAAGCCCAGCACCCUGAGCUCCAGAGCGGAGAGCAGGAGGCCGGGCCGGAGGAGAGCCGGUUCAGCACCAGGCCUGAGAAAAGGACUGGCCAAAGGGGCUGUUCUGAACCAGGACGAGCCCUGGGUGGACCGCCAUGCCCCACACUCACAGGCUGAGUUGGCUGUUCACAAAAAGAAGAUUGAAGAAGUAGAGAAAUGGCUGACAGAGCACAUCAGCUCAUCCAGGGGGGGCGUCCUGCUGGUGACUGGUCCUUCAGGAUCUGGGAAAACGGCCACAGUGCAGGUCCUGUCCAGAGAGCUGGAGGCCCGGGUGCAGGAGUGGAGUAACCCAGUGCACAUGGAGCACAGCAGCCAGCAGGACUGGCAGCUGAAUGGUCUGUCGGGCUUCCAGGGCUCUCAGCUACAGCAGUUCCAGGACUUCCUCCUCAGGGCCAACAAGUACAGCUGUCUGCAGAUGAGUGGGGAGGGGAUGUCCUCUCUCAAGAAGGUCAUCCUAGUUGAGGAUUUCCCCAACCAGUUCUACAGACAACCCAGCUGCCUCCAUGACACCUUGAGGCGCUUCGUGAGGACAAGUCGAGUUCCUCUGGUGUUCAUCGUGUCGGACAGCGCGAGUGCAGACUGUAGCAGCAGACACCUGUUUCCCCGAGAGCUCCAGGAGGAGCUGCACAUUACUCACAUCAGUUUUAACCCUGUGGCGCCGACCACCAUGAUGAAAGUGCUGAGUCGUGUUUCAGCGGUGGAGGUGGAGAAGAGCUGUGGCCGCCUCACCUCCCCAGACCAGGCGCUGCUGGAGCGUCUGUGCACGGGCAGCUCCGGGGACAUCCGCAGUGCCAUCAACAGCCUGCAGUUCUCCUGUAUCCCAGACACGUCUUUGGAAAAAAAUCUUCUGAAAACAUUUAAAGAGAAGUCCUCUGGGGUGUCCUCUGGAAGGGGACGAUCCAAACCAAACCGCACUAAGAAGAGCAGACGAAGACCAGAGGAGGAGGAGCAGGAGCAGGCCAUUGGAGGGAAGGACGCCUCACUGUUCUUGUUCAGAGCUCUGGGCAAGAUCCUAUAUUGCAAAAGAGCUGUCCAUGACGGUUCAGAGGCAGUGAGCUCAGAACUGCAGGGGGGCAGUCUGCCUCCUCACUUGUCGCAGCACCACAGAGAGCCUUUGCUGGAGGACCCCGAGAUGGUGGUGGAGCGCUCGCAUAUGCCCUCAGACAUGUUCAGUCUGUACCUGCACCAGAACUACCUGGACUUCUUCUGUGAGAUUGAGGACGUGGAGAGGGCCAGCGAGUACCUGUCUGAUGCUGACCUGCUCUCUGCUAACUGGACGACUCGCAGCCUCCUGUCUGACUACAGCUCCUCAGUGGCCACCAGGGGGCUCCUCCACUCCAACUUUCAGCAGGCCACAAUGGGCUUCAGGCCUCUGCACAAACCUCACUGGUUGCACGUCCAGAAGAAGUACCGAGGGAACUGCCUGGCUGCUCAGACCCUCUUCAGAAGCUUCUGCCUCACUCCAGUGGCCCUCCAGUCUGAGCUGCUGCCAUAUCUGGCGAAGCUCUCCAACCCCAUGAGGAACCAAGCUCAGAUCGACCUGAUCCAGGAUGUGGGGCAGCUGUCUCUGAGGAGGUGGCCCAGCAGGUUAAAACUGGAGACUGUGGCUGAUAAAGAACUGGGCCAGCUUCUGGAGGACAGCGAGGAAGAGGAGCCAGGGAAGAAUGAAGGAGGCCUUCCAGACAGCCAGGAGAGCCUACCGGACAGCCAGACCCAACCUGGUACAGCCCAGGCUCUGCUGCAGCCAGAGGAGCUGCUUAUCGAGGAGUAUGAUAGUGACUGACCACCCCCCCUUCCUUACACACACAGGAUGGAAAUUUCUACUGCAGCCACCACCUCAUGCAGUAUUCAACUUUUUAAAGUACCAUUGGAAAUAAAACGAGAUUAAACCAGGUCUAAAGGCGGACUAGAUAGACCUAAACUUGGAUGAGGAGAGACUAAAGGUUUGAAGCGGAAAACACCCAACAUUGAUGUAGCACUAAAACCUAAACAAAAUUGUAAGUCAUUAAAAUAAAAAAAAUGAAACUAUAGAAGACCUUUGGUACCACCAGCGAAACCCUAAUAUUACUUUACUAACCCUCCUGCUUCAUAGUAAGAGUCAGCUGGUCUAAAGGAGGACUAACAACUUAAAAUAAAAAGGUAACUGUAAAAGUACCACCAUAUGAAGCCAUGGACCACACUUUGAUCUGAUUUAGUUUUCUCCACUAUGUUGGUUGUUUGAUAUUUAUUUGGAUGCAUUCCUGAUCUGCUGCUCUAAUGUGAGUCUGGUAUAUUUAUGUGUACUGUGCCAGAGGAGUGCUCAGUGGCUGUGACGUGGGUGGGUUUGUUAGUUCCUCCACACACCUUUUGUCAAUAUUUGCCCAGUUUGAGCUGCCUGUUGUCAGCUGAGUGAAGCCACUGUUGUUUUGUCAUUAAAAUAUAUUAUUGUUUCACAU